Helianthus annuus (common sunflower) is the source of this 2640-nucleotide messenger RNA. RefSeq names its product protein STRUBBELIG-RECEPTOR FAMILY 3-like. Lineage: Eukaryota; Viridiplantae; Streptophyta; Magnoliopsida; Asterales; Asteraceae. Gene Ontology annotation, molecular function: protein kinase activity; protein binding; ATP binding. The coding region runs from base 303 to 2420 and encodes 705 amino acids. The transcript is spliced from 18 exons. Gene Ontology annotation, biological process: protein phosphorylation. The record is from RefSeq and is a predicted model, not a curated record.
CGAGCCACCCAACGGUCUACAGUUACCAAACAAAAACCACAUUUCUUCAAAUGUAACACGUUCUUCAAUAAAGUUAAAACAAAACUGAUAAUCAAAUCAAAAUGCUUGCUUUUUGCCGCUACACCACACCAUACAUCAUCUUCUCUCUUCACAUUAUUAUUCUAGGGUUCUAAACCAAGAUUAUUCACAGAUACCAACACUCUGUUCUGCACAAAUUUUGCUCACAUUAUACCAGCACUCUGUUCUGCACAAAUCUUGCUCACAUUACCAUUAAAGUUGAAAUCUUUGGGCAUAGUGUGACGAUGGGGAAUUCAGAAUUCAAAAUUUAUAUGGUUGCUGUUGUGGGUUUACUGUCGGUUUCAAGCAUACCGAAUUGUUUCGGGUUUACUGAUCCUAGUGAUGUUAUAGCAAUAAAUAGUCUAUACGCGGCCCUCGGCUUCCCUCCUCUUCUGGGAUGGAUACUCGCAGGAGGAGAUCCGUGUUCAGAAGGUUGGCAAGGCGUCCAAUGCGUGAAUUCCAACAUAAGCGGAAUAGUCCUUAACAAUGCUAGCUUGGGAGGUGAACUCAGUGAGAAUUUGGGAGCUUUCGCUUCAAUAAUACAAAUAGAUUUGAGCAAUAACCACAUAGGAGGCAGUAUCCCGACAUAUUUGCCACCUACAUUGAAGACCUUAUUUCUCUCUGGGAACGAACUUACGGGAAGCAUACCCGAAUCAUUGUCUGUGUUAGCUCAAUUGACAGACUUGUCUUUGAACAACAAUCAUCUACGCGGUGUCAUUCCGGAUUCCUUUCAACAACUUACGGCCUUGACUAAUUUGGAUCUGUCUGCUAAUAAUCUAAGUGGUCCUUUACCUCUUUCCAUGGCGAACUUGUCAUCAAUUUCUACGUUGCACUUAAAUGAUAACUAUCUUACCGGUGUACUAGACGUGUUGCAAGAUCUUCCCCUUAUUGAUUUGGACAUUGAGAAUAAUCUUUUCUCCGGGCCAAUACCCCCAAAACUGUUGAGCAUUCCAAAUUUCAGAAGCAAAGGAAACCCAUUUAAUACAACCGUUAUUUCUUCACCACCAGCCUUGUCUCCAUUCCCAUUAACAUUCGAGUCACAACCGCCAAGCGUUGACGCAUUUGGACCGUCUUCUUCUGAGCUUCCGUACCCUUCCAAGUCUCGGUUGAGUAAAACCGUCGUGUGGGUUGCCAUUGUUGGAUUCUUGAUUCUUGUGUUGCUUGCACUUGGAUUUUACAUUUUUGUGUCAAGAUGGCGCAAAGAAAAGUCAACCGUCAAAGUUGGCGAUCAUACGAAGAACUCUAUGCUAACCGUGUCUUCCUCGUAUAGAUCUCAUCGUAAAGAGAAUGAAACUCCAUCAAAUGAUGAUGAAAGAAAUGACUCAUUGCCAAGGUCCAAAGCCGGAGAGGAAAAAACGGAAAAGAUUUCCAAAAAUCCGCCACCACCGUUUCCUCCACAACUUCUUACCGGAGAAAGAACAGUUGUAAAACCGGAACCAUUUCAAACAACGGACCAAAACAUUUCAAUAGAUAUAGAUUCUCCAAGAUCUUUCUCAAUAUCAUCCCUUCAACAAUAUACAAAUAGCUUUUCUCAAGAAAACCUUAUUGGAAGAGGCAUGCUCGGCACAGUGUAUAGGGCCCAACUUCCUAACGGGAAGCUACUGGCCGUAAAGAAACUGGAGCAUGCAGAUUCGAGGCAAUGGAGUGAUGAAGAUUUCAUGAGCAUGGUGUCAAAUGUGUUGAAAUUUCAAAAUGAAAAUAUAGUUGGGCUCGUCGGUUACUGUUGUGAGCAUGGUCAAAGACUUUUUGUCUAUGAACACUGUAAAAAUGGGACAUUACAUGAAGCACUGCAUCUAGAUGAAGAUAUUCAUGAGAAACUUUCAUGGAAAGCUCGUGUAAAUAUGGCACUUCAAGCUGCAAAAGCAUUGGAGUACAUGCAUGAGGUUUGUCAACCACUCGUUGUCCACCGAAACUUCAAGUCUGCAAAUAUUCUGCUUGAUGAAGAGCUUAAUGUACGUGUUUCAGAUUGCGGUUUGGCUCCCCUAUUACCAUUGAGCCACAUUAGUCAGUUGCAAGGUUCAGGAUAUGGUGCUCCUGAAUUGGAGUCAGGAAGUUAUACUUACCAAAGUGAUGUUUAUAGCUUCGGAGUCGUUAUGUUAGAACUUCUCACCGGUCGAAAAGCACAUGACAGAUCAAGAGCUCGCGGGGAGCAAUAUUUGGUAAGAUGGGCGGUUCCCAGGCUUCAUGAUAUAGAAGCGUUGUCACGAAUGGUGGAUCCGUCUCUUGAUGCUGCUUAUUCGUCCAAGUCUUUAUCCCGCUUCGCAGAUAUUAUUUCUCUUUGCGUUCAGGCCGAACCGGAGUUUAGACCGCCAAUGUCAGAAAUCGUGCAGUAUCUCGAGCAUAUGACCAAGAUGAAGGAUUGAAGGUAGUUUACAUUGUCAAUUUGUAGAAAUGUCAAGGCAGCAGAAACAUAUUCUUUGAGUCUACUUGGUCGGGAGAUUGUCGGGCUGACAAUUUCUUCAUGGGACUUUGCUAAUCUUCUAGUGUUAAGCUUGGAUUUUUGUCAGUUUGUUGAUUACAUUUGUUUGUUUUGUGGUUGUGCAACUGCUUUUUAUGUUAUGGUAUAUUAAAUUUUUAAUUCCA